Pyrus x bretschneideri (Chinese white pear) is the source of this 938-nucleotide messenger RNA. RefSeq names its product plasmodesmata-located protein 3-like. The coding region runs from base 39 to 938 and encodes 299 amino acids. Gene Ontology annotation, biological process: transport of virus in multicellular host; plasmodesmata-mediated intercellular transport. Gene Ontology annotation, cellular component: plasmodesma. The record is from RefSeq and is a predicted model, not a curated record. Lineage: Eukaryota; Viridiplantae; Streptophyta; Magnoliopsida; Rosales; Rosaceae. The transcript is spliced from 2 exons.
UUGAACUGUCUUCAAACCCUAAUGAUCUUCAAAGCCUAAUGGAUUCAACUCUUCUCCGUUUUGCAUCACUACUACCUCUACUUUCUCUCACAUCAUCUGCAAACCCUAAUUCCGACUACAACAGUUUGGUAUACACAAAAUGUGCAAAUCGAACAUUUGCAACUCCCCCAACUAAAUCGCAAGUCCCACAACAAACCCUUUCGUCUCUUUUGCAACAACUAACAUCACACUCCUCCCAAUCCAAGUUCUACAGGCAUGCCGAAGCCGGCGUAGACAACAACGAGGCGGGUAUUUCCGGCCUGUUCCAGUGCCGGCAGGACCUCAGCAAGGAAGAGUGUCACAGCUGCGUCAACACUCUCCAUAACUUAUCGAACACCUUGUGUCAAGAAUCAGUUUCGGCUCGUGUUCAGCUGCAUGGAUGCUACGUGCACUACGAGCUCGAUGGGAUCGACUCAGAGCCUUCUAACGAUAGAUUAAUGCACAAGACUUGUGGGGAGGAUUUCGCAAAUGGGGUGGCGGCGGUGUUCGAGGAGAUGAGAGACGCUGCGUUUGCUGCCUUGGAGAGCGGCGUUGCGGACGGUGGUGGGUUUUGCAAAACGGGGUAUGAGGCGGUGCAAGUGAUGGCGCAGUGUUCCGGGGGCUUGGGGGGAUGUGAGUGUGGAGAGUGUGUGGGUAGGGCGGUGCAAAUUGCAGAAGAGGAAUGUGGUGGCGCUGUUUCUGGGCAGAUUUAUUUGGAGGAGUGCUUGUUGAGCUAUAGUUAUCAUCCAGAUGAGAUACCAGAUGAGCACCCACAUGAUCCAGAAAAACAUAGAGACGGAGAUGGAGGAAAUGGGGGAAAUGAAUCGGUGGCAAUCGUUGUGGGAGGAGCAGCUGCUUUGUGUUUGGCCUUCAUUUUUUUCUUGUUUGUCAAGUCGUGGUCAAAGAAAGAAGAUGACUAA